Messenger RNA from Portunus trituberculatus (swimming crab), 2715 nucleotides. RefSeq lists its product as uncharacterized. Bases 265 to 1812 code for a protein of 515 amino acids. Lineage: Eukaryota; Metazoa; Arthropoda; Malacostraca; Decapoda; Portunidae. Gene Ontology annotation, biological process: sensory perception of sound. The transcript is spliced from 4 exons. The record is from RefSeq and is a predicted model, not a curated record.
AAACUCUGAAAACCCAGCGAGCCGCUGCGUGGGAGUCAGACGGGCGGCGGAGAGACACACGGCGAUCAACGACACUCCCGCUCCCACCUGUGUUACGGUUCCCAUUAGAAACCGGCGAGUGAACGACUUUUGGUAGCGAGUGUUCCGCGGCAGACACCGGGCGGCGCCGCUGAAGACAGCGGCCAGGGAGUGUUGUUAGUGACGGUACCAUGUGUGGGCGGCGCGUGGAGCGCUGAGUUCGGUAUCUGUGUACCUCCCACGAGCAUGCCCUCCCGCGGGUGCCCUCAAUACCACUCAAGCAACGGCCCUCUGCUGGGUCUCACCUCCAGGUCAGUGUCCGUCCCGACCCUGUGCUCUGUUCCUCCUAGAGCACUCCACCUUAACUCCGCAGACAUGGGCACUCUGGCAUCGCCUCGUGAGCAACUGGGCGCCCUUCACCCGCUGCUGGUGGCCAGUGGUGUUCAGCUAAACCACAAGGCACACGACAACUCUGACAUGUCUUGCUGCGACAACGGAGACUGGCCUCGCAGCACCUCGCCGGCACAUUCCACUCACAGCGGCAAUUCCUCCUUACCCUCCGAGGAGGUGGUGGACUCAGGAGUCUGCUCUGAACACGACACUCCGCCCCUUACAGUCCGCUACCAAGCCUCACGCUCACCUCUUCACCGUCAGGCGGCAUCAGACUCAGAUUGCGAGAGUAAUCUGUCCAGUGAUUCCCUGCCAGACCAGUGCCGUGGAUCGAGGCGAUGGAAGCCCCCGCGACGCACCGCACGCCCUGGAGGCGGAAAGCUCACACUUCCCGAGGCACUACUCCAGGAGAUCAAGGAGAAAUGGCAGGAAUUACAACACCGACGUCAACAACAGGGCCGAGUGGACGUCCCUGAGCGGGGCGGCUGCGGGCAACUGGGCACGAGGGCGGUGGCAAGUCAGUGGUCUGCCGGCCGCCACGCUCAACACCGCCGCUCCUCCUGCCCCGCCAGUCCAGUCCUCUCACGCGCAUCGUCCCUCUCCUUCCCUUCUUCCUUCUCCCUGUUUGACGAAGAACUGGAGUCGCCCCGCAGCUCUCCUGUGUACCUAGAAGGGUGGCGCCUGAUGGGGGUGCAGAGGCCCUGUGAUCAUGUGGGGGCGCGGGCCCUCUACGAGUGCCGUGACGAGGAGGCCGGCCAAGGCUUCGCGGGCAUCCGUGACAUAUUCUCCCCGCAGCAAGACUCCACCAUCAAGAGCUGCAAGGGCACCGUCAGGGGCGUGAAGAACAGAGUGCGUGCAGGAAUCGCCACAUUCACGACUGACCAAAGAAUAACAAAGUACUUCAUGGAACGUGAGCGCGGCAAGGUGGUGGUUUACUUGACGACUCUGGGCAUCGUGCGGGACACCUACGAGCGCUGCCUUCGCAUCCGUAAGAUCUUGUGGACGCUGCUGGUGCGUUUCGAGGAGCGGGACGUGUUCAUGGCACGAGACACACAACUGCAACUCCUCGACCGUCUCCACUCCAGCCAGGUCUCCGUGCCCCAUGUGUUCUUGGAGGGGCAGUACCUCGGGGACGCGGAGCAGAUCGAGAGACUGAACGAGUGUGGUGAACUGCGCCGCCUCCUGCAACCUUACCGGAGGGCGUGUCAGGUGAGCCCAUGUGACACUUGCGGGGGCUUCCGGCUGCUGCCCUGCUCGGUAUGCAACGGCUCCAAGAAGUCUGUGCACCGCAACGACUUCACGCUUGAGUUUGUGGCGCUCAAGUGUUCCAGCUGUGACGAGUCGGGCCUGGUGCGGUGCUUGGAGUGCGCCGAGGACAAGGACGGGCUGGAGCGGCCGGCGUGAGACAUCCAGAUCCGAGGGAACGAAGAAAGGAAGGCUUAGAGGACUAUACAUGGAUGAGAUGCAGUGGAGGAGAAAGGGACGGAUGAGAUGACGCAAGACGCACGUGGAGUUUUUAUUAGUGCCUUAAGACGUGUUCGUAUUGCUGUUUAGCCAAAGGGUGCGUCCAUUACUUGUCUCUCCACGCACCUGGCGCCGCCGCAUCUGGUCCGCGCUGCUGCUUACUGAGUGUUACGCUGUUCAACUCCAAUUCAUGUGUUUUUGGUGUUGCCUUUCUCCUUCCUUCUGUUUCCUCAGCCACUCUGUCACGCAGUAUCUCAUUCACUCCGUCCCAUCCUUCCACAUUAGAGCCUUCCUGCCACGAGUCACGUAAUCCAUAUCUUAACAUAGGACACAACGCGCGAGACCAAUGACAGCUGUGAUUAGUUACGGGAGUCAGAUGUAUAUGUCAGGAAUACGAGUACUAACCAACACGCCGCGGAGCCUCACAGUGACAGGAGUAAGGGCCGGGCGAGGUGGUCGGCUCUCAGUGUCACUCAGAUGUCCCCGUGCCGACCACCACCGCCACCUUUGCACAUCAGUAGAAGUGUGACGUUUACCGGGCCUCGCUCCUGUUGGUCUUGUGUCGCCUGAGUGCGCCGCUAAAGGCAGGGAGAGCGCACGCAAGAAUAACAGACUGAGAAACAAGGAACCGAUAGUCUGUUAAAUAGUGUGUGAUGGUUAGUCCUCCCGCCUUCAGUCCCCUUACCUGCGGCGCGCCCGGCCACACAACACACCUGGCGCACUAUAGCAAUUUAGUGUUAUGUUUCUUCCCAGGUCGUAUGCUGUAUGUAUAUUUUUACUUGUACGUAUAUUAUAAUUUUUUUGUAGAUCGUUCUUCACUUAAUAAAAUGUUAUAUAUAGACA